Molecule: messenger RNA, 1026 nt
Organism: Micropterus salmoides (largemouth bass)
Lineage: Eukaryota; Metazoa; Chordata; Actinopteri; Centrarchiformes; Centrarchidae
Product: collagen alpha-2(IV) chain-like
Exons: 2
Coding region: 1-588 (195 amino acids)
Source: RefSeq, a predicted model, not a curated record
AUGAUCUUGUUUUUACCUUUGACGUGGCGUCUCACCUGCUCAGGUGGGGCCUCCGUGGAUCGGACUUGUUGGUCCAGCACAACCCACAGAUGCUGGACUGGACUGAGAUCUGUGGACUCUGGAGGCCAGGUCAACACCUUGACCUCGUUGAUCCUGAACCCUGUUUGCUUUGUGGAGUAUUAUCCUGCUGAAAGAGGCCCUCAGGGAACCCUGUCUGUAUCAAAGGGUCUGCAGGGUGUACCGGGUCUACCUGGUCUACAGGGUCUACAGGGUGUACCUGGUCUACCGGGUCUACAGGGUCUACAGGGUGUACCUGGUCCACAGGGUGAACAGGGGCUACCUGGUCUACAGGGUGUACCUGGUCUUCCUGGUCUACAGGGUCUACAGGGUGUACAGGGUCUACCUGGUCUACCUGGUCUACUUGGUCUACAGGGUGUACAGGGUGUACCUGGUCUACAGGGUGUACAGGGUGUACCUGGUCUACAGGGUCUACCUGGUCUACAGGGUGUACAGGGUGUACCUGGUCUACAGGGUGUACAGGGUGUACCUGGUCUACAGGGUCUACCUGGUCUACAGGGUGCGCAUUAGUGCUCAGGUAGGUGCUACGUGUCAAAGUAACAUCCACAUGAACGGCAUGACCCGUGGAUUCCCAGCAGAACAUGGUCCAAAGCUGCCUCGGCUUUUUCCCAUCCUACAUCCUGGUGCCGUGUGUUCCAGGUUUCCAGGCCGCCUCCUGCUCCGUGGUCCAGGUCUGAUGCUCAUGAGCCCAGUGAGGAUUGGGGUCAGCAUGGAUCCCCUAGCUGUGUGUUCUGACCCGUUUCUAUCUGAACCAGCACCAACGUCUGCAGCAGGUUGACCCUCAUAAGGCGUCACAUCAGGUCUGAGAUCAGGGUCUGAGACAGGGUCUAAGACAGGGUCUAAUGGCUCCUGAAGGUUUUAAACUCUUAAUAUUCUGAAGUGAAUCUUUAGAUGAGGAUUCUGGUCCUCCUGCUGGGUCAGGGUCCAGUCCUGCUGUAGCUUCUGUUU